AGCGUCAUUCUCAGCAGCAGAGAUGUCAGCACACACACUGAAGAUGACAGCAUCUGUACAAUACUUAAGAAAACUGCUGGGGAAAAGCAGCUGUGCGACAAACAACCUGUUGAACACUGGACACAAAACACAGAAGAACACUACUGAUUAUAAAACAAUCAGGAACAAAGAUGGAAAAAGUCAUAAAAGAAACGUAGUACAAUUCCAAGACAAGGCAACAGAGCAGUGCAUACGGAAAAGUGUCGUUUUAAGAAGAAAAGAAAAUGAAACUUUUGGGUUUGACAUCCAGACAUGCAGUGUUGAGAAAAGCAUCAGUGCAGAGCGGGAUUUGGGCUCUUGUGUGUGUUGGGUUAAGGAGAACAGUCUUGCAGAGAGUAGCGGGUUAAUGACAGGUGAUGUUAUUAUAACAGUCAACUGUGUGCACAUUGCUGGAUUCACUCAUCAGCAGAUUAAGGAUUUGGUUCAAAAGUCAUCCAUCUUAACGAUGGAGAUUAUGAGAGCUGCUACUGAAAAGCAAAGACAAUUGCUUUGCAAGCUUUAUCUCCUGCAGCAACAGUUUACAGAGAAAUGCGAAGAGCUUCAGACACUCAUCGCAGAGGAAGCGCGUCUGACAAGAGGUGCUGUGGAAAACAUCCAGAUGCCUUCUGUCCUUCCUACAGAAUCCUCUGCUACCCUUUAGUGACAGUAUGGAGAGAGAGUUUUGUUUCACUUCCAAUACAAUCAAACACACCUAAUCAUGGUUCUGGGCUUCAGUAGAAAAUUACAGGCUAGAGCAUUAGUAGGGCUGAAACUAAGCUCUGUGGUAAAGUAGGUUGGGCACCCUGUGCUCCUUAACCAUUCUAAACGUACGCCAGUAAAACAAAUCCUGGCUAUAUGGUCAAGAGACCCCAUUAGAGACUCUGUUAAGAUAGGAUUCUAUAGUUUCUGUAUUUUUAAACUCAGUGUUAUAUCAUGGUUUGAAUUAGUGAAUGAAAAGCUAAAAAUGUAAAGUAUAAAAUGUAAUUAUUUAACUAUUUAAUUAUACUGUAUUUGUUUAUUUGCACUAUUAAUUUGUUUUUAUUUAUAUUUAAUCUCAUCUAUAUUUUGUCUACAUGUGUUUUGUGUAUUUAUAUACAAAGUGCUCUAAUAUUUAUUAAUUUUCAUAUUUAAAAAAAUGUCUCUUUAAUAAACUUUUACAACAAACUGAU
Molecule: messenger RNA, 1187 nt
Organism: Labeo rohita (rohu)
Lineage: Eukaryota; Metazoa; Chordata; Actinopteri; Cypriniformes; Cyprinidae
Product: cytohesin-interacting protein
Exons: 8
Coding region: 23-679 (218 amino acids)
Molecular function (GO): protein binding
Source: RefSeq, a predicted model, not a curated record